This is a messenger RNA of Epinephelus fuscoguttatus (brown-marbled grouper), 2794 nucleotides long. RefSeq names its product protein starmaker-like. The record is from RefSeq and is a predicted model, not a curated record. The transcript is spliced from 10 exons. Lineage: Eukaryota; Metazoa; Chordata; Actinopteri; Perciformes; Serranidae. The coding region runs from base 1 to 2592 and encodes 863 amino acids.
AUGGUACAAGACUGGGAGCUGAAAGUUGAUCUGGGGAGGCAGCUGAAGUUCCCAGAAACUGUCACCAUAACAUCGCUAAGGCCAGACCUAGUGCUGAUCUCUGAAGCCUCCGAGCAGGUCAUCCUCUUGGAACUCACUGUGCCUUGGGAGGACUGCAUUGAGGAGGCCAGUGAGAGGAAGAGGGCCAAGUACACCGAGCUGGUGGAGGAAUGCCGAAGCAAUGGGUGGCGAGCAAGGUGUGAGCCCAUCGAGUCAGUGAACGCCUGCAGUCAUGGCUGCCCCGAUGGAGAAUUUGCCAUCUCUUGGACAUCUGACCGGCACAGAGAGGAACACUUUGACAAGACAAAGAGAGCACCGGAUAAAAAAGAGGUAAGACCUUUGAGUGCUGCUGUGAGCAGGGCAAUGCAUCUGCAGCAGCGCUGGCAGGAGCUAAAGGAGCGAGAGCUGACAGCCAAACAACACAACAGGCAGCUGCUGCAGCAGUUUGAGGAGGCACAGGACACUCUGAGAGAGAUGAUAACCCUCACUGCGGCCAUGAAAACUAUUCGGAUGGAAUAUGAGAGGUACCUGGAGGAGAGCUCCCCCCGCUGGAAGCAGCAACUCAAGGAGAAAACACAGACUGCUCAGAAGAAGCACUACAGCCAAAACAGACACUCAGACUACAGCACUCCUCACCUCCCCUACAUGCAGCCUCACUGGCAGAUCCACCCUCAAUCCCAGACAGCUAGGUUUCCCAUCAGAGCGCCCUAUCAACCUCAGAGCUCCUUUCAUGUCCCAUCUUUUCUCCCACCACCUCACCCAUUCCAGCCCUACCCUCUCACCUCCACACCCACUCAUCAUCACCCCAGACCCAGGCAGGAUCCACCAGGCUGGGCUUCCCACUCCGACUACCCUUGGUCCUGGACUGUUGGUGCAGCUGCUGCUGGUGGUGGUGGUGCAGCUGGUGCAGUUGGGAUUCCUUCAGGCUCCGAGGCUCUGUGGGGCCAGCUCUACACGGAGGAGCCCCCUCCUGAGAUGAGGGUGGCGCAGGUGGUGGGAGAGGAGGCAGGUGCAAGCAGGGCACCGAGCUCAAAGAGGGAGAGAAGUGGCAGCAGCAGGAGCAGUCAUCUGUCCCAGGAGCUGGACAUCAAACCAGUUCGUCUGUCAGGUGGCCAUGCAGAGAGCAGUGAGAGCAGCAGGGAGUCCAGUCAGGCGAGCAGAGAGAAGAGGAGGGAGAAGAGAGGAGGAUCACAGCAUUCCUCCUCAGACGUAGAAAGGUGCAACUCUCAGCAGUCAUCUGGGACUUCCUGUGCCAUCAUGGUUGCUGCGGUCACAGUGGCCCAAAGCUCAGAAAGUGACAGCUCAUCAGUGAAAAUAAGAACCAGUUCUAGCAGGAGGACGAGGAGAAGUGGGGGGCUUGCUGUGGGAUCACCGAGUGCUGAGAAGGUGACGAAGGAAAGGACCAAGAGCAAGGGAGAUGACUCAAGUAGUCCAUCAACUAGUGAGGAGCUGGGGAGUCCAGUGGAGCAAUCCAAGAGUAAAAAAGUGGGGGAUCAAAGUCCUGAUGACAAAUCAGAGAGCUGCGGAGAGGAGUCUGGAUCCCAGAGGGAGGAGGACUCAGGAAGUGUUAGUAUAAAGAUUGAACAUGGAGAAGAAAUGGAAAAGCAGGAGAGUAGCAGCUCUGAGCAAGGCAGUGUGGUGGAAAAGGAUGAGGAAGAAGAGGGGCAUGAGGAAGAUCUGGAAGAUGGAAAAGAUGAUGACGGUGAAGAAAAAGAGAACAGUGAGACAGAUGAAAAGCAAGAGGAGAGAGGAGUGGAAGAUGAUGAUGAGGCUUCUGAGGGAAAGAAUACAACAGAGGAAGAAGAUGAGGAGCAUGAGAAAGAUCUGGGGGACGGAUGUGAUGGUGGUGACGCUGAAGAGAAAGAGAACAGUCACACGGAUGAAGAGCAAGAGGAGAGAGGAGGAGUGGAGGAUGAUGACGAAGCUUCUGAAGGAAAGAGUACAUCAGAGGAAGACGAGGAGGCCGGAGCAGAGGAUGAGGCUGAGGAGGAGUCGUCGUCGGAGAAAGAUGAUGGUGAAGAAGAACAGUCAGACAGGUUGAAGAAUGAAGACAGUGAGAACGGAAAGAAGGGUUCAGCAUCUUCUCAGGAUGAAGAGGUGGACGAGGAUGAGAGUGAAGGAGAUGAGGACAAGAUGGAGGAAGGAGAAUCAGAUGAAGGAGAGGAAGGAGCGGGGGAGGAGAAAGAGGAGCAGAGAGAUGGAGCAGAACCAGAGGAUGAAGAAGAUUCAGACGACAGUAUCAUCUUACCACAGAACAAAUCUAAAAAGAUGCACAUCAUCCAAGAGGAGGCACGUGAAGAUGAUGAAGAGGAUGAGGAGGGGAGUAAAACAGCCUCCUCCUCCGAUGACUCAAACGAGGGCAGUGAUGAGGAUGAUGUCGAGCAUCUCCUCGCACCUCAAGAACAAUCACAGAGGAAAGAAGAAAAGGACCUGAAAGCCAACGAGGAAUCCAAAGCCGUCUGUGACAACGUGAUGGCUUUUCAAGUGAAGCCGGACAAAUCAAAGUCUGACCACCAAAGUGACUCUGAUGAGUUUGACGACUUCUAUGGCUAAAUGUGUUUGUCUUAACUGCUGAAACCGAAAGGACAAAACACUAUCUCAGAAUUUAGAGUAUAAAAAACUACUUAUGUUAAGUCAAUGCUAGAUUUGAUUGUUUUAUUUGAUUAGAGAUAUCUGUCAAAAAAAAAAAAAAAACUCUUGCCUAGAAUAACUCCACUGCAUUAAACUACAUUAUAUACAUAUCAAACAGUUGUUU